Thrips palmi is the source of this 5540-nucleotide messenger RNA. RefSeq lists its product as uncharacterized. The coding region runs from base 271 to 4326 and encodes 1351 amino acids. The record is from RefSeq and is a predicted model, not a curated record. The transcript has 20 exons. Lineage: Eukaryota; Metazoa; Arthropoda; Insecta; Thysanoptera; Thripidae.
GCCCUGCGACGCCGUGACGCAACGACGCGACGCCCCUGGCCGCGCAGUGCCUUUGCUGCAUCCUCCGCCAUUUGCAGUGGCGUGCCGUCCGUUCCCGUGGGUCCCGUGACCAAGUGCCUGUGUGUGACAGUGUCCAGUGCUUGUGGUGGUGCUUGUGCUGCAGUGUUGUUGGAUAUCCGUUCGGCGCCGCAGUCUUCGCCCACGUCGAUCGACGGUCGACUGACAGGUGGCAGUCCGGAUGUGACGGCUUCCCGCCCCCGCCCCUCCGCCAUGGCGCGGUGCUCGGGGAGCUCGGGGAGCUCGGGGAGGUCGCGGUGCGGGGCCUGGCUGGCCGGCGCGCUGGCCGCCGCCGUGUGCCUCACCGCCGUCUCCGCGCACGUCGCCCUCACCUACCCGCCCGCCCGCAAGUACGACCUGGACUUCCUGGACAACUCCAGGACGCGCGGCCCCUGCGGCAUGCCCAAAGGAUCCAUCAAGACGACGUUAAAGACGGGAUCGGCCUUCAACGUGACGUGGCACCUAGCCUACCCCCAUCGGGGCGGGUACAAGCUGCAGGUCCUGGACAGUCUGCAGCGGCCGGUGCUGGACCUCACCCCCGUCACCAAGGACUCUGAGUUCGUGAGGACCGAUGUCACCGCGCAGUCCUACGGCAUCCAACUGCCGGCCGACUUCGUGUGCAACGACUGCUCGCUGCGGCUGCUGCGCCAGGCCGACGAGUGGUCCAGCAACUACCGAUUCUGGUCCUGCGCCGACGUGGACAUCCGACCCGCCAAGGACUUCAAGGAGGACUGCUCGGGGCACGGCCGCCACCUGCUCGGCAAGUGCCGGUGCGACCGCCUGUACUACGGGCCGCGCUGCCAGUUCCGUGACGAGUGUAUCGACAGCAGUGACUGCGGCGACCGCGGCCGCUGCGUGGACGUCCAGGCCACCAGCGCGCCCAGGAAGCAGUGCUACUGCGAGCUGGGCUGGUUCGGGCCCGCCUGCACCAAGCGCUCGCCCGUGCGCUCCAUGGACCUGGACUACGACUCGUACACGCGCCGCGACCUGAGCCCCAACUUCCGGCUGUACUGGCGCAUCCUGCGCGACGAGCAGGAGAUCGAGGUGGUGAUGCGCGUCAACGGCACGAGCUACGCGGGCCUGGGCUGGCGGCCGCGCUCCCUCACCGCCGCCUGCAGGAACUUCCCCUUCCUGGAGGACCCCGCGGGCACCGCCACCCCCACGCCCACCCUGCAGCCCAAGAGCGAGCCCAACGCCGAGCCGGAGCCCGGCAGCGAGCCGGAGCCUGAGGGCACUGCGGAGCCCAGCAGCGAACCCGAGCCCAAGAGCGAGCCCGAGCCCAGCAGCGAACCCGAACCCAAGAGCGAGCCCGAGCCCAGCAGCGAACCCGAGCCCAAGAGCGAGCCCGAGCCCACUAGCGAACCCGAGCCCAAGAGCGAGCCGGAACCAGCUGCCGCCAAGAAGGUGAAGAAUGUCUCGUCCAGAGCGACGCGGGGCCACGCGCCCGGACACAACGCAGAACUGCUGGCGGACUCCACCGUGGAGACGAGCGUGUCUUUCCGAGUCAGCUCUAGUUCCAAGCACAGUAGCAGAAGAUCAAGGCGUGAGGCAGCUGAGGGCGCACCUGCUCCGGAGCCCAGCGCUGAACCUGAACCUUCUUCAGAGCCAGAACCAACUUCCGAACCCGAACCCAAAUCCGAGCCUGAGCCCAAAUCUGAACCCGAACCUACCUCUGAGCCAGAGCCCAAGUCCGAACCCGAACCAACCUCAGAGCCUGAGCCGAAGUCUGAACCCGAACCCACAUCAGAGCCUGAGCCCAAGUCCGAACCGGAGCCUAAAUCUGAGCCAGAGCCAAAGUCCGAACCAGAGCCUAAAUCUGAGCCAGAGCCCAAGUCUGAGCCUGAGCCUACAUCAGAGCCUGAGCCUAAAUCGGAGCCUGAACCAAAAUCAGAGCCUGAACCAAAGUCGGAGCCAGAGCCUAAAUCUGAGCCUGAACCAAAGUCCGAGCCCGAACCUAAAUCUGAGCCCGAACCGAAGUCCGAGCCUGAGCCUAAGUCUGAACCUGAACCCAAGUCUGAGCCUGAGCCCAAGUCUGAACCUGAACCAAAGUCUGAACCUGAGCCCAAAUCCGAACCCGAACCUAAGUCUGAACCUGAACCAACUUCUACGCACAAAUCCAAACCUCAAGGUGAGCCUGGACACGGCACCAAAGCAUCAACAGCCUCAGGUUUUGCUAAGCAUCCUUAUGCGCCUGCUCAUGAUUUCAACCCCAUGGAUUGUACUGACAUGGUCAUUGGUAUGGCUCGAGGAACUUCCAGUCGCAUUUGGGAUUACUACACUCGCGACAGAUCAACGCCAAGGUUUGACACUUUCUGGGGAGGCAAGAAUGACCUUACUGCAGCUAUGGGCUUUGAAAAGGAUGGUGUAACAACCAUUUUGUUCAGAAAGAAGCUUAUCGCCAAAGAACCAACUGACCAUUCUAUUGAGAGAGAUCUCAUGCACGUUAUCUGGGCUAAGGGUCAAGAGGCUGGAAAGUAUGUGCAUCUGCCCAAGUCAGGUCUUGAAAAGGAGGCUGCGUCUGUUAAAGAGUUCUACAAGGCAGAUGAACUCAAGUACCACGGACAUGGAUCUCAGCGAGGAGUUGCUUCAAUUAAUUUCUUCGAGGAAGCAAAUCGAGAGCCAAGCAAGACAGGUGCCACUGAGGAUGAAGACAUCUGUGGUGGACAUUGGCAGACUCCCCGCAACUGCAACCCCGCAAAGAAGAACUGUGAAUACUAUGCCAAAUGGGAAUACUUAGAAAAGAAAGACGAAGUCAAAUUUACAAUUCAGACAACUCACACUGAUCUCUGGACGGGAAUCGGUUUUUCAGAUGAUCAGAAAAUGUCUCAAACUGAUGCCAUCCUGGGAUGGGUUGACAAGAGUGGGCGUGCGUUUGUAAUGGACACGUGGAUCUCUGGGUACACCGCUCCCCAACUUGACGUGUCUCAGGACGUGUACAACACUAGUGGUAGCAUCCGAGAUGGAGCCACUACCUUGUCCUUUGUCCGCAAACGUGUUACAUCUGACACUAAGGAUAUCUCGCUCUCAGACGAGAAGUGUGUCUACUUCAUGUUCCCAGUGAAGGGUGGUGCUAGAAAUGAUGUCAACAAGAAAAUACGAAAGCAUGAACAGGUUCCUAGUUUAUCGACGCAGAGAGUCUGCAUCAAGUCUUGUGGAAAGGGAUCUGGUACUAGAUACACAACCACCCCUGCUCCUCCAAGAUUAGCCUACAACGUCAAAGUCAAGUUGACUAAUUUGGGUGUCAACUUCCAAACUCCCAAGAGAGGUACACCCGAUUUCGAACAAUUAGCUAACACGGUUGGCACUGGAUUCAGUGACGUUUUAUCCAAGACACCUGGUUUCCACAACCUGGAGGUUGAUGACUUCUCAGAUGAGGAUGGCCAGAUUGUAGCCAGGAUGAACCUGGUGUUGGAUAAGGCGAGUCUCAUCGCUGGUCGGUCCUUAGAAGCAAAUACGGAUUCUGCUGCAAUGGCGGCGGUAGCCGGGAGCCAGGCAGAGCGUCUGCUUCAAGAAACCCUGGCCACAGGGAGGGUCGGUGCCUUAACUGUAGAUCCACAGUAUUUGGUGUUCGAACCUCAGAUGCUUACAGCAGAUUUACCGAAUGAUGACUCCAAUGACGUCCUUCUCUCUGCAACAAAGUUGUACAUAGUUAUAGGUUGCAUUGUAGCUCUAGUCCUUGUAGCUAUUAUUCAAGCGGGAUGUACUAUCUAUCGCACUGCCAAGAGCCCUUCACCCCAUCACAAGGAGCACCUGAUCCCCAGCUCGGCGUGGCGGGACUACUCGGCCGCCAACACCAACUACGCGUUCGAGGCCUUCGAGUCCGAGGAGAAGCCCCCGCAGCCCGGCGGCCCCGGCGCCAGCUCCAACGGCUCGUCGCGGUCCAACGGGGGCCGGGACGUGGUGGACGGCGCGGGGGGUGUUGGGCGGCCCCGCGGCCACGGCCCGCCCAGCUACGGCCACGGGGACUCGCGGUCCCUGCAGAGGCACAGCCAGGGCCCGGCGCCGCGCGGCCACCACGCCGGCCACCACCAGUACCCGCCCGAGCGCAGCACCUACUCGCUGCCUCGCACGGCGCACGGCCCGCCGGUGCCGCACAACGGGUACUACACGCAGGACCGGCGCAGCCACAGCGGGGCCCACGGCGGGGCCAACGCGCAGGGCGCGGCCAGGGAGCUGCAGCCAGACUUCUACUUCAUGCCCUCGCAGCGCAAGUACUCCGGCGAGGUCGUGCGCGUGUACGUGGACUACAACACGACCCCCCGGAAGUAGCGCAAAGUCAUCCCGCUUUAGUUAAUUUGUUUUCCGUGCCAAUUAAGUUAGUGUCGCCUCGCGGCGCUCUCCGCGCGGCGGGCUGUUAGUGAUAAACGGAAUGGUGCGGCGUGCCGGUGCGCAAGGCGUUUGGAAAAUCCAAAGAACAGAACCCGUUUGGAAGCCUCACGUGGACUUUUGUUCUGUGGUUCUUCCCCACCCUGCCGGCACUUUUAGUUCCCCUCCAUUGUGCCUAAUAAUCUAGGAACGGCAACUGAACGUGUUAGCUUAUCUGUACGAAGAAAGACAAAUGAGGUAUUGUAUGUGUGAUAGGAACCUUUUGGAGCAGGGGUAUGACAGGGGUUCGUGUAUGCUGUGGACUGAGAGUGGAAUGUUAUGUGUGGAUGAAUUUACCAAUAAUAAAACUAUGUUCGUGCUCAAUAACAGUAUGUAAUUGUGUAAAAAAUGAUUAUAAACUCUAGCAUUUUUUAUUAUAUUUUUAAUGAUUUUAAAUGAUUUGUACAGUUUAAUAGAUUUUUAUGACAGAUUUAAGUCUAGCUAGAAAAUGUAUAUGAAGACAUUAAAUGAGUAUGAGUGUUAAUGCAGUUCUUGUUUUAUUUUUCUAUUAAAUUGUUUUAACAUGUGAGACUCUUCUUUAUGUAUUUUACAAACUGCAGAGAUAACGCAUGUAUGUAAAACUGUCACCAAACAUGUGAAUUUAUUUUGUCUCUUAUGUACAUAUAUUUGUCCUGUACUAAUCAUGUACAUGUAUUGUUUCCAUGUAUUUGAGUGCAAUCAACUGUCUUCAGGUUGUUUUCAAGUUGUUACUGUUAACCACCCAACGUGGUGAAAAUAAACACAAUUUGUAAGAACUCAUAUUGUGUCACAAACAAAAAAAUUACUUUAAUCUGGAGUGUGUUAAACUUUAUUUAUGAAAGACUUGUCCAUACUUAUCCUGCGCACUGUACUUAAUAAUGUGAGGAAGUACUUAGCUAAUAAGGUUGUUUAUAUAUGAUGUGUGACUGCCUAGUUAUAGAAUCUGUCCUCAAUUAUCUGAAAACCUCAACAACCGUCGCUACCAAAUUUCCUUCGUUUCUCUGGUUCCAUUUCAAUUUUCCGAGAGUCUUUUUGCCUUUAUGAAGCCCACCCCAUUCCUCUUAAUUUAUACUACGAGUUUGCCCAUUAAGGCUAAAGUUAUCAGUGAAAUGAGUAAUUAAAUAAUUGUUUUAAGAAUA